UUAGGAAUUUCCUUUUCGUUUGGUGACGACGCCAAAGGAAUCAAAAUAAGUGCACUCAACCCCCAACAUGGUGCGCUAAGAUCGGUCGUGCGUGCUUUCGCGCUUUUUUACGUUAGUUUUUAUUGCUUGUGUUCCUUCCAACGCAAUCCCUCAGCGGGAAUUUGUCGAACGCCUUCUUCGUUUGGUAGCUGCAAUUUUUCCUCGCUUUGAGACAUUGCCAAGAUUAUUUGCUGCAACGGUGAAUAGUGUGAUACAAAAUCAAAAAACACAAAAAUAUACAGAAUCUUGCCAGACAACAAGACUAGCUAAAAAAAAAAACAAAUAGCAAUAAUCAACAUACACGCGAGUGUACGCUGUGUAGGGCUGUACGCAUUACACCCACAAAUACGCACCUACAUUCGCGCCAGCAUGGCCCGGCAGACGAGAUGUAGAAUGUUAAAAAUAAUUCCGUACGCUUGGCGUAUCAUACUGUCCCUUGCCGUGUGUUGCACCGUGGGCAGGGUAGCAGGGAGUCAUUUGUCUCAAACGGGACAAAACGUGUCCCCGAUGCAUAAUCACAAAUCUGUGGACCGAAGGAUCCUAGACCUAAUCAAACGUCCAGACGAUUUAGACAUCCAGGAUGGAAUGAUGGAUAUUACCUCACUUCGGGAGAGUGAGCUUCCUGAAGAUAAGGAAAAUAUCCUCAGUCGUCACUCGCCGAAGCAUCACAUAAGUUCAUCGAAACCACGUGAGAAGCGAAACAUCGAUCACGAAUCCCUGGUAAACAGCGUCAGGCCAUCCCGGUCUGGUAGCGCACCAGAUGGUGAAUCCCUUCAGAUCAAUGGAUUUCGUAUUGAAUUGUCGGAUAAGGCUGUGGAGACGGAAGACGAUGGAGUUCCGUCAGUGCGUAGCGAUUCCAAGACGCUGCUGCGUUUGUUUGGAACAGGCAUCCGUCGCGGGACUCUCAUCACCUUCACGCACUACUCGCACCGUUUUGGCGGAUCGUGCCAAAUGCCGGUGACGGAUAUAUUCAGGGUGGAAGAUGCGGAUGAGAUCGGAAGCAGUGGAACCGUGUGGAUGAGUUUGCCGGAUCCGGCACCAAACAAAAAAUAUUUCUACCUAUGCGCCAAGUAUGAUGACAUAGGCGACCCCUCGGCAAUGUCGGGAGAAUCGGAGCAGGAAGCAAUCAAAGUCACGCCCUUCCUCCACCAGGGAUCGGAGCCGUGGAUGCGUUUGACGAGUCACAAACCAUUCCUUCCGAUGUGGCUGACGAUCUGCGUUAUUAGUGUGUGUCUUGUCUUUUCUGCGCUUUUCUCUGGGCUAAAUCUCGGCUUGAUGUCUCUGGAUCGAACCGAUCUGAAGAUCUUGUGUAAUACCGGCACACCGACGGAGAAACAAUACGCUAAAGCGAUUCAACCGGUGCGAGAUCAUGGAAACUUUCUGCUUUGCAGUAUUUUACUUGGCAAUGUACUAGUCAACUCGACGUUCACUAUUCUUCUGGAUGGUCUCACAUCCGGUCUGAUAGCUAUCAUCUGUUCCACUAUUGCAAUCGUCAUUUUCGGUGAAAUCACUCCGCAGGCCAUCUGUUCACGGCACGGGCUUGCUGUCGGAGCUAAAACAAUUUUGAUAACCAAGGCUGUGAUGUUGUUAACUUUUCCGUUGUCUUAUCCUACUUCAAAGAUAUUAGACUAUCUUCUGGGCAAGGAAAUUGGUAAUUAUUACGACCGAGAGCGUCUCAAGGAGCUGGUAAAGGUUACUAAGGAUAUAAAUGAUUUGGAUAAGGAUGAAGUAAACGUGAUUUCUGGCGUGCUCGAGUUGAGUAAAAAAACCGUUAGCGAUGUUAUGACACGCCUCGAGGAUGCAUACAUGCUCUCUGUGGACGUAUGUCUUGAUUUUGAGACCAUAACCGAUAUAAUGAAGUCCGGGUUUUCGCGCAUUCCUGUGUACCAGGAAGACCGAGAAGAUAUCGUAUCUAUCUUGCACAUCCGCGAUCUGGCAUUCAUUGAUCCGGACGAAAAUAUGCCACUACGCAGAAUGUGUGAAUUUUUCCGCAAUAAGCUACACUUUGUCUUUUACGAUCAGACGCUUGAUGUGAUGUUCAAGGAGUUUAAGACCGGAAAAUUUGGUCACAUGGCGUUCAUACAGCGCGUGAACGGGGACGGUGACGGGGAUCCUUUUUAUGAAACGCUCGGACUCAUCACACUCGAGGACGUAAUCGAGGAGCUUAUUCAAGCAGAAAUCGUGGACGAAACGGAUGUCUACACUGACAACACGCGCAAAGUACGUCGCGAGCGUAUCAAGCGGCAGGAUUUCAGUUCCUUUGUACACCGUAACAACGAAACGAACGUGCACCGUUUGCGUAUAGGGCCUCAAAUGAUGUUCGCAACGUACCAGUUCAUAUCGACUGCUAUACCAUCAUUUGCUAGCAACUGCAUAUCAGAACCGAUCUUACGUCGCCUGCUGGGUCAAAACAUUUUUCAUCAGAUCAAGAUCAAGAACAAAAAUCGCGAGGAUCAACCAGCUAUUAUCAACCGUGGCACUCAGAUUGAUUACUUUUUGUUGAUAAUAGAGGGCCGAGUUGAGGUAACGGUCGGCAAGGAGAAUCUCCUCUUCGAGAGCGGCCCAUUCACAUACUUUGGUUUGCAGGCAUUGGUGCAAAAUGUUGGCGGCGAAGUAGCUGUAAAUACGCCUGAGCAGAUCAUGGGUUCGCUUCAGUCCCUUGAUCGUGAUGCUAGCGUGAGGCACGCUUUCAUUCCCGAUUACACUGUAAAAGCUGUUACCGACGUGCUGUAUCUGCAGAUACCGCGUAAUCUAUACCUUGCUGCGAAACGUGCCACACUGAUGGAACGUUCGAACAGAUUAGGCGACCAGUCGAUGGAUCCGAUUGAUGCGGAGGUGGAAAAGUUGAUGCAUUCACUGGAUGAAGGCGAUCACAGUAGCAUUACGCCCGAUGCCACUAAUUUGACUGUCCAUUCCGCCACCAAGAUUAGCAAAUCGUCCAGCGAUGCACCCUCGCCGACAACAGCCUUAAAUGAGCAUUCGCCAGCAUGGGAAGCACAAGUGGCGCUGGGAGACCGGAAUCGGAUCCCAGUAUCGCCCCGUUGCUGCCAAAGCCAUAACCCACGGUGUAUCUCGUUGUACUAUACUAUCCCCCCACGUACACCACAAUCGGCGCAUCCGCGCAUACAUCAUCACCACCAACAUUGCCACAUCGAUAGGAGUUUAUCGUCCACUUGUAGGAUGUCAUGUUAG
Anopheles nili is the source of this 3231-nucleotide messenger RNA. RefSeq names its product unextended protein (gene uex). The coding region runs from base 409 to 3231 and encodes 940 amino acids. The record is from RefSeq and is a predicted model, not a curated record. Gene Ontology annotation, cellular component: plasma membrane. Lineage: Eukaryota; Metazoa; Arthropoda; Insecta; Diptera; Culicidae. Gene Ontology annotation, biological process: magnesium ion homeostasis; transport. The transcript is spliced from 12 exons. Gene Ontology annotation, molecular function: transmembrane transporter activity.